Oryctolagus cuniculus (rabbit) is the source of this 4834-nucleotide messenger RNA. It is a transcript of the gene POLR3A, whose product is annotated as RNA polymerase III subunit A. Gene Ontology annotation, molecular function: DNA-directed RNA polymerase activity; DNA binding. The record is from RefSeq and is a predicted model, not a curated record. Lineage: Eukaryota; Metazoa; Chordata; Mammalia; Lagomorpha; Leporidae. Gene Ontology annotation, biological process: DNA-templated transcription.
UAGCGGAAGAGGAAGCAGGCGCGUGGGACGCUCUACGGGGGCCGGCAGGGUUCCGCGGAUGCUGUAGCCCCGAAUCGAGAAGCACCCCGGGGAGGUGCGGGGGGCCUCGGGCCGUCGUUUCUCUAACCCGAGUCCCCGCGAGGGCUCCCCUGCAGCCGCCGCCAUGGUGAAGGAGCAGUUCCGGGAGACGGACGUGGCCAAGAAAAUAAGCCACAUCUGUUUUGGAAUGAAGUCCCCCGAGGAGAUGCGGCAGCAGGCGCACAUCCAGGUUGUGAGCAAGAACCUGUACAGUCAGGACAACAACCACGCCCCGCUGCUGUAUGGCGUGCUGGACCACAGGAUGGGUACGAGUGAGAAGGACCGUCCUUGUGAAACCUGUGGGAAGAACUUGGCCGACUGUCUGGGCCAUUAUGGCUACAUUGACCUGGAGUUGCCGUGUUUCCACGUGGGGUACUUCAGAGCCGUCAUAGGCAUCUUACAGAUGAUCUGCAAGACCUGCUGCCACAUCCUGCUGUCCCCGGAGGAGAAGAAGCAGUUCCUGGAUUACCUCAAGAGGCCCGGCCUCACCUACCUGCAGAAGCGAGGGCUGAAGAAGAAGAUCUCGGAGAAGUGCCGCAAGAAGAAUGCCUGCCAUCACUGUGGCGCCGUCAAUGGUACUGUGAAGAAAUGUGGACUACUGAAGAUAAUUCACGAGAAAUACAAGACCAACAAGAAGGUGGUGGACCCCAUCGUCUCCACUUUCCUUCAGUCUUUUGAAACGGCCAUUGAACAUAACAGAGAAGUGGAGCCGCUCCUGGGGAGGGCACAGGAAAACUUGAAUCCCUUAAUAGUUCUGAACUUAUUUAAACGAAUCCCGGCUGAAGAUGUCCCUCUCCUCCUCAUGAACCCAGAAGCUGGAAAGCCCUCUGACUUGAUCCUCACCCGGCUCUUGGUGCCUCCCCUGUGUAUCAGACCCUCUGUCGUGAGUGACCUGAAGUCCGGCACCAAUGAAGAUGAUCUGACGAUGAAAUUGACAGAAAUAAUCUUUCUAAAUGACGUCAUUAAAAAGCACCGGAUCUCAGGCGCCAAGACGCAGAUGAUCAUGGAGGACUGGGACUUCCUGCAGCUGCAGUGUGCGCUCUACAUCAACAGCGAGCUCUCAGGCAUCCCCCUCAACAUGGCGCCCAAAAAGUGGACCAGAGGCUUCGUGCAGCGUCUCAAGGGCAAACAAGGUCGGUUCAGAGGCAAUCUGUCGGGAAAGAGAGUGGAUUUUUCUGGCAGAACUGUCAUCUCACCUGACCCCAACCUCCGGAUUGAUGAAGUAGCUGUCCCGGUUCAUGUGGCCAAAAUUCUAACUUUUCCUGAGAAGGUGAAUAAAGCAAACAUCAAUUUUUUGAGGAAACUGGUUCAAAAUGGCCCUGAAGUGCACCCAGGAGCUAACUUCAUUCAGCAGAGGCACAUGCACAUGAAAAGGUUUCUGAAGUACGGGAAUCGUGAAAAGAUGGCGCAGGAGCUCAAGUACGGGGACGUCGUGGAGAGACACCUGAUAGACGGGGAUGUGGUGCUCUUCAACCGGCAGCCCUCCCUGCACAAACUGAGCAUCAUGGCGCACCUGGCCAGGGUCAAGCCCCAUCGGACGUUCAGGUUCAACGAGUGUGUCUGCACGCCUUACAACGCGGACUUCGAUGGCGACGAGAUGAAUCUUCACUUGCCUCAGACGGAGGAGGCCAAAGCAGAGGCCCUCGUUCUCAUGGGGACUAAAGCAAAUCUUGUAACCCCAAGGAAUGGUGAGCCCCUGAUAGCUGCUAUUCAGGAUUUCCUAACAGGUGCCUACCUCCUUACUCUCAAAGACACUUUCUUCGACCGAGCCAAGGCUUGCCAGAUCAUUGCCUCCAUACUGGUCGGCAAAGAUGAGAAAAUCAAAGUCCGCCUCCCACCCCCUACAAUAUUAAAGCCUGUCACCCUGUGGACUGGCAAGCAGAUCUUCAGUGUUAUCCUGAGGCCUAGUGACGACAGCCCAGUGAGGGCCAAUCUGCGGACCAAGGGCAAGCAGUACUGUGGCAAAGGAGAAGACCUGUGUGUCAAUGACUCCUAUGUCACCAUCCAAAACAGUGAAUUGAUGAGUGGGAGCAUGGACAAAGGCACUUUGGGUUCUGGAUCCAAGAACAACAUUUUCUACAUCUUGCUGCGAGACUGGGGACAGAAUGAAGCUGCUGAUGCGAUGUCUCGGCUGGCCAGGCUGGCUCCUGUCUACCUGUCAAACCGCGGCUUCUCCAUUGGGAUUGGUGACGUCACACCUGGCCAGGGACUGCUGAAGGCCAAGUAUGAGUUGUUGAAUGCUGGCUACAAGAAAUGUGAUGAGUACAUCGAAGCCCUGAACACCGGCAAGCUGCAGCAGCAGCCUGGCUGCACAGCCGAGGAGACCCUGGAGGCUCUGAUCCUGAAGGAGCUGUCUGUGAUCCGUGACCACGCCGGCAGUGCCUGCCUCCGGGAGCUGGACAAGAGCAACAGCCCCCUCACCAUGGCUCUCUGUGGUUCCAAAGGUUCCUUCAUUAACAUAUCACAGAUGAUCGCCUGUGUGGGGCAGCAAGCCAUCAGCGGCUCCCGAGUGCCAGAUGGCUUUGAAAACAGGUCCUUGCCUCACUUUGAAAAACACUCAAAGCUCCCAGCUGCCAAGGGCUUUGUGGCUAAUAGCUUUUAUUCCGGUUUAACUCCCACUGAGUUUUUCUUCCACACAAUGGCUGGUCGGGAAGGUCUAGUCGACACAGCCGUGAAGACAGCAGAAACGGGAUAUAUGCAGAGAAGGCUUGUGAAGUCUCUUGAAGACCUAUGCUCCCAGUAUGAUCUGACGGUCCGAAGCUCUACCGGCGAUAUCAUCCAGUUCAUUUACGGGGGAGACGGCUUAGACCCUGCAGCCAUGGAGGGAAAAGAUGAACCUUUGGAGUUUAAAAGGGUCCUGGACAACAUCAGAGCAGUCUUCCCGUGCCAGAACGAGCCUGCGCUCAGCAAGAACGAGUUGAUCCUGACGAGCGAGGCCAUCAUGAAGAAGAACGAGUUCCUGUGCUGCCAGGACAGCUUCCUGCAGACCUUCACUGAGACAGGUUAUGGGAAGUACAACGAGGAAAUAAAAAAAUUCAUUAAGGGGGUUUCUGAGAGGAUCAAGAAAACCAGAGAUAAAUACGGCAUCAAUGAUAACGGCACGACAGAGCCCCGUGUGCUGUACCAGCUGGACCGGAUCACCCCCACCCAAAUAGAAAAGUUUCUGGAGACCUGUCGGGACAAGUACAUGAGAGCACAGAUGGAGCCGGGGUCUGCAGUGGGUGCAUUGUGCGCCCAGAGUAUUGGGGAGCCAGGCACCCAGAUGACCCUGAAGACUUUCCACUUUGCAGGCGUGGCCUCCAUGAACAUCACCCUGGGCGUGCCUCGCAUCAAAGAGAUCAUCAAUGCUUCCAAGGCCAUCAGCACUCCCAUUAUCACAGCACAGCUGGACAAGGACGACGACGCGGACUACGCGCGCCUCGUGAAGGGGAGAAUUGAGAAAACCCUCUUGGGGGAGAUUUCGGAGUACAUCGAAGAAGUGUUUCUUCCUGAUGACUGCUUUAUUCUCGUCAAGCUCUCCCUGGAGCGGAUUAGGCUGCUGAGACUGGAAGUGAACGCUGAGACCGUGCGCUAUUCCAUCUGCACGUCCAAGCUGCGCGUGAAGCCGGGCGACGUGGCCGUUCACGGCGAGGCUGUGGUGUGUGUCACCCCCAGAGAGAACAGCAAGAGCUCCAUGUACUACGUACUACAGUUCCUGAAGGAGGAUCUCCCCAAGGUGGUGGUACAGGGCAUCCCAGAAGUCUCCAGAGCUGUCAUCCACAUUGACGAGCAGAGCGGGAAGGAGAAGUACAAGCUGCUGGUGGAAGGCGAUAACCUGCGGGCAGUCAUGGCCACCCACGGCGUGCGGGGCACCAGAACCACCUCCAACAACACGUAUGAGGUGGAGAAGACACUGGGCAUCGAGGCUGCCCGGACCACCAUCAUCAAUGAAAUCCAGUACACGAUGGUCAACCACGGCAUGAGCAUCGACAGGAGGCACGUCAUGCUGCUCUCCGACCUGAUGACCUACAAGGGGGAAGUCCUGGGCAUCACCCGGUUUGGCCUGGCCAAGAUGAAGGAGAGUGUGCUGAUGCUGGCGUCCUUCGAGAAGACCGCUGACCAUCUCUUCGACGCUGCCUACUUUGGCCAGAAGGACUCCGUCUGUGGGGUGUCCGAGUGCAUCAUCAUGGGAAUCCCGAUGAACAUCGGCACCGGCCUCUUCAAGCUGCUCCACAAGGCCAACAGGGACCCCAACCCUCCCAGAAGGCCCUUGAUCUUCGACACAAGCGAGUUCCACAUCCCCCUUGUCACGUAGUCCCGGGGAAGAGGAACCAUUCCCGGCCUCAGCUGCUUGUCCUGUCUGCAACUGACUGGGAGAGCUUUGUGCUCCCCGGGACAGAGGCCCUGAUGUCCCCGCCUGUGCCAGACGGCAGAGAAGGCCUCUGCAUCCCAGGAGCAGCUCCUCCCCGAGGGGGAGCGGCCCACACCGGUGACCCUGCCUGCACCACGCUGCUUGGAGAGAACUGAGGGUUUUAUUGUUUGUUUGAAACUCAAUGUACAGAUGGCUCCACACUGCCUGCCCAUCCCUAGGCUGGGGAGGAGACCCCAGUUGGGCGUUGCUGCACAUCUGUCCGUCAGCUCCCACUGGUGUCUUCACAGCUGGCUGGGAGCCAGGUCUGAGCCCCGCACAGGCCAGGCCACAUUCCUGGUCUCUCCUUUCCUUAGUCGGGCUGGAAUCUCAUUAUGUGACGUGCUCCUUAAUAUACUGCUUCCGUUA